AUGGAGAUAGUAGAAAAGGUGGUUCUUCCAUUGCUCCUCCCGAACCCACCCCCACCACCACCUCAACCCUCGUCCCCUUCUUCUUCCAAACCCAAUUCUGUUGGAAUGACCAGUAUUCCGACCCCUCCGAACCCUAUCCCUCCCUCAACCUCAGCACCGCCAAUCACCACUCUUAUCCAUGACCUCAAUACCAGUUCCAGUUCUCGUCCCCCACGCCGCGUGGCUCUGGGGAAGUCCUUCGACCCCAACCGCGGCAAGCCAUGGUCUUCUCACGGCCUUUCUCCUUCAGGUCAGCAAAUUCUCACCACCAUAAUUCGUUCCAAUUCCAAUUCCAUUUCCACUCACUUAGAUCAUAUUCUGCGUCCCCUUUUGGACCAACCAAAUCCCGCUUCCGACAUAUUGGGGAUAAUCAAGUCCUUAGGCUUUAACAACAAAUGCGACCUUGCCCUCGCCGUCUUCCAAUGGGUUCGCACCACCCACCAUUCUGUUCCGCUUUUCACCACUUCUGCUAUCACCGUCAUCAUCAAAAUUCUCGGAAAAGCGGGCCGGGUCUCUUCAGCCGCCUCCCUUCUCCUCGCCCUCCAAAAUGACGGCGUUCACAUUGACGUCUAUGCCUACACCUGCUUGAUAAAUGCCUAUUCCAGUAGCGGCAGGUACAGGGACGCCGUCAACCUCUUCAACAAGAUGCAACAAGACGGCUGCAAUCCCACUCUCAUCACUUACAACGUCGUUCUGAAUGUCUACGGCAAAAUGGGCAUGCCUUGGUCCAACGUCACGGCCCUCGUUGACUCCAUGAAGUCGCGUGGGGUUGCCCCCGAUCUCUACACUUACAAUACGCUUAUAAGUUGCUGUCGCCGCGGUUCUCUCUACGAAGAAGCCGUUCACCUCUUUGAGCAGAUGAAGCUGGAAGGUUUCACUCCUGACAAGGUUACCUACAAUGCUUUAUUGGAUGUUUUUGGCAAGUCCAGACGCCCCAACGAGGCUAUGCAGGUCCUCAGAGAGAUGGAAGCCAAUUCCUUUUCUCCCACCAUUGUUACCUACAAUUCCUUGAUAUCUGCUUGUGCUAAAGGUGGUUUGUUGGAGGAGGCUCUCCAGCUUAAAACCCAAAUGCUGGAUAAGGGUAUUCAGCCUGACGUCUUUACCUACACCACCCUCUUGUCUGGAUUUGAGAAGGCUGGAAAAGAUGAGUUUGCCAUCCAAGUUUUCGAAGAAAUGAGGGCCGUGGGAUGCAAGCCUAAUAUUUGCACCUUCAAUGCCCUUAUUAAGAUGCAUGGCAACCGAGGAAAGUUUGCGGAAAUGAUGAAAGUUUUCGACGAGAUCAAGGUUUGCAAUUGCUCCCCUGAUAUUGUUACUUGGAACACCCUUCUGGCUGUGUUUGGACAAAAUGGAAUGGACUCCCAGGUGUCUGGAAUAUUUAAAGAAAUGAAGAGAGCAGGGUUUGUGCCCGAGAGGGAUACUUUUAACACUCUUAUUAGUGCCUACAGCAGGUGUGGCUCCUUUGACCAGGCAAUGGCAGUUUACAAGAGCAUGCUCGAAGCUGGAGUGGUUCCGGAUCUUUCUACCUAUAAUGCUGUUUUAGCAGCUUUGGCCCGAGGAGGGCUCUGGGAACAAUCUGAGAAAGUCCUUUCUGAAAUGAAGAACGGACGGUGUAAACCUAAUGAGCUAUCAUAUUCUUCUUUGCUUCAUGCUUAUGCCAAUGGUAAGAAGAUUGAAAGGAUGAAUGCUUUUGCCGAGGAGAUAUACUCCGGCUAUAUUGAAAUUCAUCCUGUUCUUUUGAAGACCCUUGUUUUAGUAAACAGCAAGAGUGAUCUCCUGAUGGAGACAGAACGUGCCUUUUUGGAGUUAAAGAGUAGAGGAUUUUCGCUUGACAUAACUACUCUGAAUGCAAUGCUUUCCAUAUAUGGGAGGAAGCAGAUGGUGGCCAAAGCCAACGAGAUUUUUAACUUCAUGCAGGACAGGGGAUUUUCUCCCAGUUUGACUACGUAUAAUAGCUUGAUGUAUAUGUACAGCCGUUCUGAAAACUUCCAAAAAUCGGAAGAAAUCUUGCGGGAAGUUCUGGAGAAGGGUAUGAAACCUGAUAGAAUUUCAUACAAUACUGUUAUUUAUGCAUAUUGCAGAAAUGGUAGGAUGAAGGAGGCUUCGCGAAUAUUUUCUGAAAUGAAAGAAUCUGCACUUGUUCCUGAUGUUGUAACUUACAACACAUUUAUUGCAACUUAUGCUGCUGACUCAAUGUUUGCUGAGGCUAUUGAUGUUGUUCGAUACAUGAUCAAGCAGGGAUGUAAACCAGACCAAAAUACUUAUAACUCCAUUGUUGAUUGGUAUUGUAAGCUCAACCGUCGAGAUGAGGCCAACAGAGUUGUUAAAAGCCUUCGGAGUCUUGACCCACAUGUUUCCAAGGAGGAGGAAACGAGGUUACUUGAGAGAAUAGCAAAAUUGUGGCCAUGA
This is a messenger RNA of Sphenostylis stenocarpa, 2445 nucleotides long. Lineage: Eukaryota; Viridiplantae; Streptophyta; Magnoliopsida; Fabales; Fabaceae. The record is from the annotation of a GenBank genome assembly.